CCGAUGGUUCCAGAAUUUGCCUUGUGACUCCAUCACAAAUAAACAAAAAUUAUUAACCCCAGGAUACAACCCUGGGCUAUGCUCACUAUGCUCACAGAGAGAAUUAAAAAACUCUCCCACUCACACAAUCCCAACCCUUUCCAACGGUACCACUCACCAGCCAGCAGUCUUUGAACAGCGGUUUGAGCGCCGGCAAAAGAUCUCAGCCGAAGCAGCAAUCCAGAGGCAUGGCCAGGGGGCGGUGGUACUCAAGAGAGCGAUAAAUGUCUAAAUACGAGCAAUUCGGAUUUGCUCGUAUUCAUAAGGGAAUUUUCAGGUCGAUCUCGGCAUGCUAGCACUCGCCAGUUCAAUUUCGCUACGAACGUACAGCGAGCAGUAAGUGCGCGCCGGAUUAACGUUCGAAAAGAUACUAUUACAGCAGUAAACUAAACGUCAAAAUUAGUGUUGUUAGUAGUGUUAAAAGUUAUAAAAAGUGGUUAGUAGUGUUAAAACGAAAUCUAAAUGUAAAAAUGCUUUAAAGUCUAUUGUCUUAGUCUAGGGUAGUUGCACCGAGUAUAGUGCAACAAACAUAUACAAGCACAGAACAAAUUAAAAUCAAGCAGGAAAAAGGUAAAUACUUGCACAAAUAGUGUUUAUUAGUAAAAACAAGCUAAAACAGACUCCCUAAUACGACUAAAAUGCGGUUUUAAGAUAAAAGUGAGAACACGUUGUGGAAGACUAAUGGCCGUGGUAGGUCCACAAAGGGCCUUUUUCUUUUAUAUUAUUUGCCAGCUUUGUGGAAGGACGCCAUCUUUAUUCCUCCAAUAAGCCACAAAGGAGUAUCGGUGAUCCUGUCAUUCACCAAGGAAGCCAUCUUGUCGCUGAUUGGCAUACCAAGGAUCCUCGGAGACUGAGCGUCGGACGUCGAUUGAUCGCUGGACGUACUCCGGCAAAUCCGUGGACCAUAUAACGACUGACAAGUUACACCAUCGGUCGGGUUUGAGAAAGGUCACGAGGACUAGGACCCACUGACGUCAUCUGUUGUCCCGGUGGUCACCAGGCGUUGCCCGCCGUCCCGGAUUUCCACUCGAUCAGCUCCAUCGCUCUGACAGCUCGUCAGUCACCACCACGAUCCCAAGCCACAAUCCGACAGCCCGCAGUGUACCAACCAGAGUCAAAAACCGCAAGUAGUAGACAUAGAAUGUGACGUCACAAUAGCAUUAGAUAAUAAGCCAUGGCCAAUUCACAACCAAACAAUUGUAAAUAUUUGUAAUAUAAGAUGUGCACGUAAUUUCUGGUUGUUGUGUAAGUUCAUUCAGAAAGUUGAAACAUUCACUAUUAGUUUUGUUUGUGUAUCGUUCGGACUCGAAGGGAGUCUUCAUACCUCUCUCUCUUUGCGUUUCGUCCAAAAUUGCAUUGGCAGUGUGGCCUUUGAGUUAUGUUUCCCUUAAUGAGUUGCCAUUGAUGGCCACCAAACUACAGCAUAUCUGUGGAUAUGCUCUAAUGCGAGUUCCCGCUGGAAGUGGAGAGUUGAGUUUUGGUGAGUGUUGUUUACCGGUUUCCCCUCAUUCCGACCCUGGAGAUCCCCCUUUUCCACUGAGCAUAGUCGAGGGGGCUACAAAUUGGCGCCCAACAUAAAAUCUAGAAUAACAAAUUUGGUGAAUCGGUUACAAAUAUCUCUUCGUUCCCGUGAGAGGAAGGAAGAAAACAGUUUAGACUGUUUUCAGAGCGUUGCGUUCUCUGAACGGCAAAUAAUUAGGUUCAUUUUUAUAAUUUGCAUGUUUCUUUUUUGAUAAUAUUCCAUCGGGACACCCCCGGUGUGAUCAUUGUUCAUUUAGUUUGUUUUGGUGCAUGUUUACUUUUGUUGUUGGGAUAGUAUUAUAACUUUUUUAUGUUUUUAGGUGCUUUGUUGGAAUUUUCGUGGAAGCAGAAGCUGUUCAGGAGGUAAAGAGUGAGCCCUAGAAUCACAGUGGCUUAUUUUAAACCGUCCUGGAGUCCGAUUAGUCACAAUCGCGACUGAGAAGGGUGAGUACAGGUGGAGAUAAGAGUGAGUCUGGAGAGGGCACAGACGUUGAUCUGGCCGUGAUUCGAGCACUCUUUACUACCUGAACACUGCUGCAACACGAAAAAUCCCAAGCCAUGGAUUCUGAAAUCCAAAUGAAAUAUAAGACGCUACUGGUUCAUCAUUUAGAGAAGGAGGAAGUUGAGUUUGAGCUAGAUGUACGAGCCGUUGCAUUUGAGAAGACUGAAUCUGUAGGAGUUUUAAGGAGGCGUUUGAGGGAAGCAUUGAAGGACAAAGGUGAACAGGUAAAAGUUGAUUUUUCGAAGUGCCAAAAUCGCACGGUCGAUGACGAGAUUAAAGUGAUCGACCACAACGUAGAAGAAAUAAGGGAUUUUCUAGAGAAGAAAAAGAGUUUCGAGGGUGUUAAGGACUCCUUGAGAACUCGCCUAGUGCAUUACUCCGUACGAUGCUCUGCCAUUCAGGAGACGGCGGAGGAGGAUGCGGAUUUAGAGGAUUUAGACAAGCUUUCGAGUACGAUUCGUCAACUGUACAAUACGUACUUCACGCUAUUCACACCUGUUGAAUCCAUUCGUAAAGAAAUUAUGCUUCAGAUUUCGAAUUCAUUAACACAGCUGCAGCUGGCCCAGCCAAGCACAUCUGGUAUGGUGAGGCAGGUUCAAAGUAGGUCUCAAGAAACUCAGACGGAAGACGAUUUAGGUUCACAGGAAGAUGUUAGGUCAAAGCAGUCCAACCUCAGAGGUGCAUUGGGUAGACGACAACUUAAGUCAAAUUUGGAGCCAACUAAGGAACUCUCUCCAACCUCUUGCUUCCCAGCAAUGCUUCAACAGCCUUCGGGGUCAGGAAUGAAUUCCCGUAGAUCGCUAGAAGAAACAGUUUUGAAUCGGAUCGAUUUGUCAGGGAAGAGUCGAAAUCCCACAGGCUUACGAAACUCUUCGGAGAUAGACACGGAUUCUUCCUCGUCGCCAUCUCCUCCAAGCAGACGGAAGUCCAGGCAGCGAAGGUCUUACACAAAGCGAAGUAGACCGGUAUCGGACUGGAAUUUACGUUACGAUGGGAGAGAUGGGGGACAGGGUCUGAUGCGUUUUAUCAAAGAAGUGGAGUUCUAUGCCAAAUCGGAGGACGUUUCCGAAAAGGAGCUUUUCCGUUCCGCAAUCCACUUGUUUGCGGGCGCAGCCAAAAUUUGGUUUAUGGCAGGAGUUGAAAAUGGGGAAUUCUCUACAUGGAAGGACUUAGUCACGGAAAUGAAAAGGGAGUUCCUGAGCCCCGAUCACGACCAUGUCAGUGAGUUCAGGGCUAUUGAGAGGAAACAGAGACCAAAAGAGAAAUUCCAGGAUUUCUUCUUUGAUAUGCAGAAGCUUUUUAACUCACUUACCAAGCCGAUUUCCGAGCGGAAGAAGUUCGAGAUAGUCUUCCGAAAUCUCAGAGCGGACUACAAAGGCUAUGUAGUUGCGGCUAAUAUAGAUAACCUGGCAGAUUUGAAACCUUUUGGUCGAAAACUGGAUGCCACGUUCUGGUACAAGUACGAAAACCGUAAUCAGGAAGAGAACUCUUCGAAAAGCCGGAAUCAGGUUAGUGAGCUGAAGUCGAACUCCAAACCGAAGCCGACUGGAUCGGUGAAUCGACCCGACAAAACUCGUUCGGAACAGAAACUGAAUAAAACAGAGGAUGAGAAAAUUACGCAAAAGCCCAUACGUCAGGAUCAACCGGGUGAACAAAGUCAAGCGCAGAACAGUAACGCGGUAGACAAAGGGUUGCAGGCGAUUCUGGAGAAAUACACUCCUCCGAAGCCUGGUGUUUGUUAUAACUGCCGGCUUUCUGGUCACCACCAAGCGGAUUGUGACCGCCCUAAACAUAAAUUUUGUUACAGGUGUGGUUUCUUCAAUUUUGACACGAAGGACUGCCCGUUCUGUGCAAAAAACGCUUAAAUUCCCGCCUGAAGGGGCAGGCGGAGGUAGAAAGCACUCCUAAGUCCCCUGUUUCUCCAGAUUGUAACAUUUGCUCACUCGGUGAAAGACAAGUAGAAGAGGAUGAAUAUAGACACUGCUCCAGUGUAGAGAUCAGUGAGCAUUUUCUCAAAGUUGCAAAUGACGAUAGACCAUUCGUGAGAGUAAACAUUUUGAAUGUGCCCUUAAUCGGCUUGCUCGAUAGUGGAGCGAACCGAAGCAUACUUGGUUCAGGUAGUUCGUCUCUCCUCAAAGCCUGUAGGCUUCGUUUACAGCCAGCAAACAUUGAUAUUAGUACCGCGAGCGGUCAAAAAUUGGACGUUUCGGGAUGUGUGGAGUUGCCCGUGACGUUUAAGGGUGUAACAAAGUUCUUGUCAGCACUCGUGAUCCCGUCCGUUAAACGAAAAUUGAUCCUUGGAUCGGACUUCUGGCAAUCAUUCGGGAUAGUGCCAACUGUGGCGGCCGAUGAUGUGCCCAUAUCGGUAGAUGAACUGCAGGAUCACGAGGUAGAGACGAUACUAUCAGAUGAACAGUUGAAGAAACUAGAGGAGGUCAAAUUGUUGUUCAAACCAGCGGUAGAUGGUCAACUCGACACUACGUCGAUGAUCAGUCAUCGCAUAGAGCUAUCGGAUGAAACUAAGAAGCUCCCUCCGGUUCGAAUCAAUCCGUUCCCAACCUCCCCUAGUCGGCAAGAAAAGAUUAACAAGGAACUUGACAACAUGCUACAGUGUGGCAUUAUCGAACGGUCAUACAGUGACUGGGCACUCCGUCUUGUACCCGUUGACAAGCCGGAUGGAUCGGUCCGGCUGUGCCUGGAUGCCAGGAAGCUCAAUGAGCGAACUGUUCGGGACUCCUACCCUCUCCCACACGCAGAUAGGAUCCUGAGUCGUCUAGGGCCAAGUCGAUACAUUUCGACAAUAGACUUGUCAAAAGCUUUCUUACAGGUGCCGUUACAUCCACGGUCCCGUAAAUUUACCGCGUUUUCAGUGUUAGGGAGAGGGUUGUUCCAGUUCACUCGGAUGCCCUUCGGUCUGGCGAACAGUCCGGCUACCCUGUCCAGAUUGAUGGACCGUGUAUUGGGCGGGAGUGAACUGGAACCAAACGUAUUCGUUUACCUCGAUGACAUCAUCGUGGUAAGCAAUACGUUUGAGGAGCACAUGGACAGGCUCAGAGAACUAGCACGUAGGCUCAGUACCGCGAAUUUGUCCAUAAACCUGGAGAAAUCAAAGUUCUGUGUACCCGAAGUUCCUUAUUUGGGGUACAUUCUGAG
Aedes albopictus (Asian tiger mosquito) is the source of this 5215-nucleotide messenger RNA. RefSeq lists its product as uncharacterized. Lineage: Eukaryota; Metazoa; Arthropoda; Insecta; Diptera; Culicidae. Bases 2119 to 3927 code for a protein of 602 amino acids. The record is from RefSeq and is a predicted model, not a curated record. Gene Ontology annotation, molecular function: nucleic acid binding; zinc ion binding. The transcript has 2 exons.